AGAGCCGAUACGAUAAACGAGUUGCAUGCAUCUUUUUUUGUAUUAAUGGUUGCUUUUUUGUUCGUUUAAGUUUCAAGACGAAAUGUAACGAACCAGUUUUCAAAAGUGAACGACAAGAACGAAAUAAAACAGAAUUAAUCGAUUCAAAGUUAUGUGGUGAAGAGCAAAGAUGUAAUCAAUUGGCAUUGCGCUGUGGCAACGGCGAUGGCGACGGCGACGGCGAAGACGACGACGGCGACGAUGACGACGACGUCAUUUCACAAACUUUACCACAUUCAUCUUCGUAUUGGAAAAAUGGCUUGCCAUAUCAAUCAAUGGGCUUAACAGAUGAAUAAAGAAUCAGCCGUGCAUUUUCGACAUAUUUCUCGUUUUAUGUUUUUUUUUUCUUGCGCCCCAUCACUAACGAUUUCCUGAAAUGAAUUAUUAAUGACUAGGAGUGAAACCGGCCGACGUGUAUAAGAGCUCCAAAAAUACCAUCACCCAAAGGCGAAACACAAACAUUCGGUAUAAAACUCACAAACGCCAACACUGAUUGCAUUUGAGCGAACAUAAAAAAAAACGACUCGAUCUAAGUAUAAAUUUAAUUGUUAUCCUGGGAAUGAGGAGCGAGAAAUAUCAGAGCUACAAACGGAGGUAAAAAUGGUUGCGUUGUCUCACUUACAAAACGACGAUAACGAGACAACUUUAAGCGACGAAAACACACCAAAAAUAAGCAACAAGGCGAUGGGUUCUGAGCACGCAAUGGACAUGGCCAAAGGUAAGAAUGGAAUAGAAGACGACAACGAUAGCAAAGAUGCAUCGUGCGUGGCCGGCAUGUAGAUGCGACAACGAAACGACGGCAUCUGUCUACCAAAGUAUAAAAGGUUCUAGGUUUUUGCACAAUCAUCACAGUUUCAUUCUAAAGCUUGUGUUGAAUCAUUCAACGGAACGCAUUUUUAUUCCACGCAUUUUCAUCAUGAGAGUUUUGAUUGUAUUAGCAUUGAUUGGUGUUGCAUACGCUGGUGAGGCCAUCUUGGCUUCGGCCCCAUUAGCCUACUCGUCAUUGAUUUUGGACGAACCAAAACCAAGCUACGAAUACAGCACCUCAGUACAAACACCAUCAUAUAAUAACUACGCACACGUUCGAUCCGGCGGAAAUCUCGAGCGCAGAUUCUACAACUUUGCCACUCCAUAUGCCGCCCAAAUCGCUACCCCAAUUGCUGCCCAAGGUUACAUUGCUGCUGCUGCCGCCGAACCAAUUUUAGCAGAGACAAAAUUUCUGCAACCCGCAACAUAUGCAGCUCCAGUACUCAAAGCAGCUCCAUUGAGCACGGAAUUACGUGCGGCUGAAAUUGCUGCUCCUGCUAUUGCUAUUCCAACCACCAAAUUGUUACCAAUCACCUAUGAAACGAAACCAUUUUACCGAUUCGCUGCACCAGCACCAGCUUUUGUCGCAGCCGCACCAGCUGCCGCUCAAAUUUUGGCGGUUGAGAAUAAAUUCAUUGGCGAGGGAAAAUCGCAAUAUCAUUCACAAAAUGAAUUAGGCGAAGCCACCUAUGGACAUCGUGAACCAUUCCAAUCGCAUGAUGCCGUUCAAGAUGCCCAAGGCAACAAGGCCGGUUCAUUCUCGUAUGUUGCACCCGAUGGCCGAUUGUUGACCACCGAAUACAUUGCCGAUGCGGCUGGAUAUCGUGUUGCAUCAAAUGCAUUGCCAAAUGCACCAAACGCCGCUGCACCAGCAGCCAUCACACCAGUCAUUGCGGCCGUUGAAAAACCAGCCGAAAGCGGUGAUGCUGUCAUUGUUGAGGCAAAAUCACGUAGCCGUCGUUCUGCUGUCUUUGCUCCAACCCUUCGAACAUCCUACUACAGCAACCCAUAUGCAUACUCAUCAUACUCCUAUGCACCAGCCUCCACUUACUCAUACUCAUCGCAAUACUAUUCACCACUCUACCGUUCAUACGCUUACUCAUACCCAUCAUAUCCAUCAUACCCAUCAUAUCCAUCAUACAGCUACGCAUUUCGAAAAUAAAUAAAGAAAAGAGAGAACCUAACGGAGCGAUAUGACCGAUUCAUCAUCACCAUACAAUUAACAACAAUUGAUCAUAAUUCUAUUUUUUUGGAUCGAAAUUCCCACUUGUUAAUGACAAAUUUCUUCUCUGUUUUUUGACGACAAAAAAAUGUGUUUUGUAAGGCAAUUUCGAAAUGAAAAUAAACGAAUAAUUGAAAAAACGAAA
Molecule: messenger RNA, 2213 nt
Organism: Sitodiplosis mosellana (orange wheat blossom midge)
Lineage: Eukaryota; Metazoa; Arthropoda; Insecta; Diptera; Cecidomyiidae
Exons: 6
Coding region: 794-2008 (404 amino acids)
Source: RefSeq, a predicted model, not a curated record